Molecule: messenger RNA, 3638 nt
Organism: Mytilus trossulus (common blue mussel)
Lineage: Eukaryota; Metazoa; Mollusca; Bivalvia; Mytilida; Mytilidae
Product: protein PML-like
Exons: 3
Coding region: 451-3369 (972 amino acids)
Molecular function (GO): ubiquitin protein ligase activity; zinc ion binding
Source: RefSeq, a predicted model, not a curated record
UAGGAUUUUAUACCUAUUUAUAAAUGAAAACAACCCUGGGUACUUUAACUUGACCGUUGUUCCGAAGCAAAUGGAACGAAUACACGAAAAGAUUUAGAUUGAAAUUUUAAGAAGUUGGAUUUCAAAAUAUAAUUUGAACCCUUACCUAAAGUGGAUAGAGAGGUUAACUGGUUCACGCUCGACUGGAUACUAAGUGUUGAAGGAUUGUUUAAAAUGUAAUCCUUUAUUUACAUGACAUCAAUAUAUAUAUAAAUUAUUUGGUUGUGUAUUGGAUGUGCAUGUUUACCUAAAAAUUUAAUAUAAUAAUUCAAAUAAAAGCAUGAACAAAAGAUAAUGUUUUCGGUCAUUGAAAAAAAAAUAACAACCAGAAUGACGAAUAGAGUACAUGCAUGAAGUGCUUGAGAAACUAUUGGUCCUAAGCCAUAUAUUAUAGGGGAUAACUGAUUUGAGAUGGAAACCAUUAAACAGAUAAAAGAAGAAUUUCUCGUGUGUCCGAUCUGUAUCCAGCGAUACAGCAGCCCUAAACUGUUACCAUGUCUUCACACAUUCUGUAAAGAUUGUCUGGCUAAAUCUCUAAACAAACUGUUGGACGAUAGUCAACCGGAAGUAGUUAUAAGUGGCGAUGAAAACUGUAACGAGACUAGUAAAUGCUUCUCUUGUCCCGUAUGUCGAUCAGAAAUACAACUGGACAUUCCCAUUGGAAACAGAAAUGUUCAGCAAUGGGCAGAGGUUUUUCCGGAUAAUCAUUUUAUCGAAAGUUUAAUGGAGAAACUUGAUAUGCACUCAACAGAAAAACACUGUGAAUCUUGUAGUAUCGAAGGACAAUCACGUCGAAAUAAAGCUGAAAACUGGUGUCAGACAUGUAAAAUCGCGUUUUGUCAAUCUUGCAUCAAUGCGCAUAACGUCAUCAAAGCAUGUCGUGAGCACGUGGUAAUCUCUUUGGAAGACAUGCGCAGUAAUCCAAUGCAGUCGAUAUUGAGUACGAGAAAGGAUAUACCCUGUUCUUAUCAUAGAGACAAGAUAAUAGAGUUUUAUUGUGUCGAUUGUCAUGCUGCAAUUUGUUCUUCUUGUGUUGCAGUCCAACAUCGACGAUGUGAAAUGGUUGAAACUGUUUCAGACGCUGUUCAAAAACUUAAACCAGAAACUGAAUAUGUUUACAAAGAUUUACUGCGACAACGAGAAAUCCUAUCUGAGUGGGCAACUGAUCAUUCCAAAGAGUUGUCGGAACUUGCAGAUAACAAGACACACUUGAUUGCAGAACUAUCAGACGUUCGAUCGAAAAUAAACGAACUGUUACUAAAUCUAGAAAACAAACUGAUCGGCGAAUUAGAAGAGAAACAUAAAUCAACUAUGAAUGAAGUCGAUGUUAGGCUGAAGGAUGUUGACGAAAUGAAAAAGAACGUUGAAAAUACCGACAACUUAUUACAAAACUUGAUGAAAUUCGGAAGUGAUUCAGAAAUACUGUCUCUCUUUGAUACUAUAAAAGUUCAAGUCGAUGACAUGAGGUCUGCUAUCCAAAAGGCAAAACUAAACAAACUGAAUACGAGAUACAAAUUUUCCAUCGAUUCAUGUUUACAGCGAAUUCUCGAAAUGAAAUCGUUUGGUAGGAUUAUUGAUGUUGUAGAUUUAAACAAAGAAAAUUAUUUGAGUAUGAAUGGCUAUGAUGAGGACGAAAGUCAAAAUCGUACAGGUACCAUUAAAAGAACAGGUACAUUUAGAGUUGAAAAACCAUCAGGCAAAUCUUCAACUCCGACAAAUAGUUUGUCUUCGACGUCGAGUGAAUCGGUAAGUUCACAAGAAGCCGCUCCUGUUCCUCCUAGACGACGCAAUACUCCUAUGCGAGGUGUUCAUAAGGAUAAUGUGAAACCGAAUGAAAGGAUUGUACCUAACCGUGCCGGAACAUUACCGAGACAACCUAGAACACCGAGAUAUCCGAGUGUAUCUCGAGCAAAAUCGCACAGUAAUGCUGAUAUACGAGAGGAAAAAACAAACCGAGAUAGCAUUAAAUCUUCUGUUCGGAAUUUAAAUAACGAAAAUAGACGAGAUUCAGUGAGAACGUCAACACAACGAAAUGUUUUAUCGCCCGAAAGAAAAGUUGACUCUGAGAUUACUUCUCAGGGAAAUAUUUCCCGUACAUCGAGAACUUCAAUUAAACCACCAUUACCACCCGAGGCUACGGUUACGCCAUUUUCUCCACCUACUGGCAGACGAAAUAUAGAAAAGAAAGAACAAGGUAAUGUUGUAGCAUCAUCUGUAACAUCUAAAUCUCAACCAAGUCGCUCUAAAUCUAUAGAAGACGUGAUAGACGACACAAUACAUAUGCCUAAAACACAAAACCAAGAACAGAACAGAGACGAAGGCAUGUCACCAAAGAAGACCGAAAGUUUGAACAGUAGCAUACCAUCUGACAGUUUAAACGGUCAGUUACAACUGACCCCGGUAAAUUCAAAUGGAAAUCACAUAUCACCUAUCAAUACUGAACCACAACCGAACACACCGCCACGUCCACCAGUACCUGCUAAACCUGAUAUGCAAAAGUCAAAGAGUAUACCCUUGUUAUUUUCAUUUAACGGCAAGACGGAUGGAGAUUCAAAGAAAUGCUGGCCAAUCGAUAUCGCAGUUCUUGAAGACGGCACGCCGAUAAUUACAGAUUUUCACAAUAAGAAAAUUAAAGCAUUUGAUCCAAGCGGAUGUGUCGUGGGGGAGGCAUCAGUACCAAGUUGGCCUCACGGAAUAGUGGACAUAUCAAGUACAGAGUUAGUAGUCACACUUCCGGAACUUUCAACUCUCAUAUUUGUUAUACUAAAAGACGAAGUUAUGAGAAUACGGAAGAGAAUAAGAACUGCAAAACAAUACCGCGGAGUUGCAUGUGAUGCGUUCUCCGUUCCGGGAAAUCCUUGUAUUGUGGUCUCAUGUUGUUCCUCUGGUGGACAGUGUGUUGACGUAUUGACGGUAGAUGGCGCAAUUUUACAAACCUACCGCGAUGACUAUCGUCAACAUGGACGACUGUUGUUUACAUGGCCAUAUUAUAUAUGCACAAAUAAUCAAGGUGAAAUAGUUGUCUCUGAUUGUCAGUCAAGAAACAAUUUGAUAUGUCUAGGUAGAAACGGUAAAGCUAGGUACGAAGAAUCUAUGAAUGAGAGUGUAAUUAAAGAUCCACGAGGAAUGUGCACGGACAGACUCGGAAACGUUUUAAUCGCCGACAAAAAUGGUAACGCCAUUCAUAUGUUAGGGAUUGAUGGGAAAUACAAAUAUGUAGUGAUGACAUCCAAUGACGGUCUGGUUAGUCCUAUUGCCGUAUGUCUCAGUCCAUUUGGACAUCUCAUUGUAACACAAGAAAACGGAGACAUUAAAGUAUUCAAAUUUUGACAGGAAACGAACUUUAUAUGUCCUGCCCAAAAUAUUUGAAAAAUGUUUACACACAGAUCUCAAUUCGAAAAAGCUAUUCAAAAAUUGCUUAGUUUCUACACAGUAUUACGUCAGUGACAAAAGGGAAACAACUCCAAUGACUAUAAUUAUUAAGGCGGUUCAUUAAUUUAUUUUAUUGAUAGAAUACAAAAUGUUAUUUUACAAAGAUAAAAACCUUAAUAAUAGUCUUUCAAAGUAGCGCCAGUUCAUAUUGAUAUUAAUAUUCAUUG